Diospyros lotus (date-plum) is the source of this 2352-nucleotide messenger RNA. RefSeq lists its product as uncharacterized. NCBI's taxonomy places the organism in Eukaryota, Viridiplantae, Streptophyta, Magnoliopsida, Ericales, Ebenaceae. Gene Ontology annotation, molecular function: aspartic-type endopeptidase activity; zinc ion binding; nucleic acid binding. The record is from RefSeq and is a predicted model, not a curated record. The coding region runs from base 1 to 2352 and encodes 783 amino acids. The transcript is spliced from 6 exons. Gene Ontology annotation, biological process: proteolysis.
AUGGCAGAUCCAAUUGAAGCAGGAGAAGAAGACGACAUACCCAUAUUCUGGGCCGAAGAUGACCUUCUUGAGUUCGAGGACACCGAUUCUGAAGACGAGGAAGAGACAGAAGUGAUGAUGAAUGACCCCGAGGCACCCCCAUACGAAUCCGAUGAUGAAAAGAACAUUUGGAUCUGGAGCAUGCUACUUUUCUUUCAGAUGGUGAACACUCAAAGACGGUUAGCAGUUGGGCCUAGGACGCCCAACUCACAAGUUGGCAACGCCAAAGGAAACACCAGUAGGCAUCCAGAAGGCGACUCCAGUCAGGAGACCAGAGGUAGUCGACUAGAUCAAAUGGAGCGAAUACUAGGGAGUGUGGUGGGACUCAUACAAGAAACUCACUCCCGAGACAACCAUGCAGUCAGCAUGCUUGAUCUUUAUCGUCGACAGAACCCUCCCAUCUUUCACGGGAAGCUUGGCGCAGACCCUAGUGAAGGAGAAUUUUGGAUCGAGCAAACGGAGAAGCUACUAGACCACCUGCAUUGCAGAGAAGAAGAGAAGGUCAAUUGUGCCACCUUUAUGCUGCAAGACGAAGCAGACAUGUGGUGGAAGGGAGUCAAGAGGGAAAGAGAAUUCAUGGAGUUAAAACAGACCGGAGACAUGACUGUUGCUCAAUAUGAAGAUUCUUUUAGCCGAUUGAUCCGAAGUGGUCUGCAAGCUUUUACCACUGAGGCCAACCUGAGCCGAAUUGAAGCGAUUCAAGGAGAAAGUCAACAAGGAAGCAGUCAUAAAACAGACAAGAAAUUGGAACCCCAGAGGCCGAAGUUCAAACCUAGUACUCCGUGCCAAAGGUGCCAGAAGCAACACCAUGGGAAGCCGUGCCGAUUUGGAAUGAAAGGCUGCUACAACUGUGGAGAGAAGGGGCAUCUCAAUCAGAACUGCCCGAAGAGGGGAAUCACCUGUUACAACUGCCAGCAGACUGGUCAUUUUGCAAAAGAUUGUCCUAAGCCGCAACUGAUGAAUCAACCUCAAGGGACGACCGAAAAUGCUAGAGUUCAGCAGGGAAGGGUGUUUCAUCUGACACGACAAGAUACGGCAGAAGACCCAGCCGUAAUUGAAGGUACCAUGCUAUUAUAUGGUAUUCCCAUGCAUGCAUUAAUAGAUUCAGGUGCAAGUCACUCAUUUAUCUCGCAUGCAUUUGCUAAAGUAUUAGGAGAUAAACCAGAAAGUUUGAAUUGUCGUAUGAUUGUCGCAACCCCAAUGGGGAAGUCUCUAGAAACUUCAUCAGGAUACAAAGAUAGAAAGAUUCGAAUAGAAGAAGUUGAGUUCCUGGUGGAUCUAAUUCUUCUGGAAUUUCAAGAUUUUGAUGUGAUCCUAGGAAUGGACUUCCUAACUAAGUACAACGCAACAUUGGACUGUAAAGCUAAAACAGUCUGUCUCAGGGGUGGAGACCUGAACGUCAAGUUUCAAGGGAAAAAGAGGGCAAAGAAAGGCACGGAGCCAUUGAAGAUCGAGGAAGUACGAAUCGUCAGAGAAUUCAGGGAUGUGUUUCCUGACGAAUUGCCUGGAUUGCCACUUAGGCGAGAGAUUGAAUUUGCAAUAGAAAUUGAGCCAGGGGCAGGACCGGUUUCAAUACCCCCGUACAAAAUGGCCCCUGCAGAGUUAAGGGAACUAAAGACCCAAUUACAAGAGUUGCUCGACAAAGGAUUCAUAAGGCCAAGUAUGUUACCAUGGGGAGCACCAGUACUCUUUGUUAAGAAAAAGGAUGGGAGCCUGAGAAUGUGUAUCGACGAUCGACUGUUAAACAAGAUAACGGUCAAGAAUAAGAUCAAAGCAGAAGACGUGCCUAAGACAGCUUUUCGCUCUCGAUAUGGGCACUAUGAAUUUCUGGUGAUGCCGUUCGGACUAACCAAUGCCCCAGUAGCUUUUAUGGACACUAUGAAUCGGGUUUUCAGGCCAUUCUUGGACAAGUUCGUGAUCGUGUUUAUAGACGACAUACUGAUAUAUUCUCCCUCAGAAGAAGAGCACGAAUCACAUUUAAGGAUAAUAUUACAAACAUUACAAGAACAUAAGCUGUAUGCCAAAUUUUCGAAAUGCGAAUUUUGGUUGGACCAGGUCGCAUUUUUGGGGCAUAUUAUAUCGGCUGAAGGAAUAUCGGUCGACCCGGCCAAGAUAACAGCUGUGGCAAAUUGGAAGCAAUCUCGGUCGGUUACUGAAAUUAAGAGCUUCUUGGGAUUAGCCGGAUACUAUAGGAAGUUCGUGGAAGGGUUUUCCAAAAUUGCAACACGCCUCACCAAGUUAACUCAAAAGGGAGUAAAGUUCGACUGGAGUAACGGUGCGAGGAAAGUUUUCAGACACUUAAGGAUAAGCUGA